Molecule: messenger RNA, 2145 nt
Organism: Suillus paluster
Lineage: Eukaryota; Fungi; Basidiomycota; Agaricomycetes; Boletales; Suillaceae
Product: 3-oxoacid CoA-transferase
Exons: 11
Coding region: 137-1717 (526 amino acids)
Biological process (GO): ketone body catabolic process
Molecular function (GO): succinyl-CoA:3-oxo-acid CoA-transferase activity
Source: RefSeq, a predicted model, not a curated record
AGGGUUCAGCGCCAGUGGGACUCCGUUGAGCUCCGGAGGCGCUCGUUCUCGUCGAAAUUGUGGGCAUGUGACCAACACAACACAAGUACUUAUAACAUGAUCUGGGGAAAGAACACCAAAGUCUUCAACCACAUCCAUGUUGGCUACGUGCGUCUCGAGAGCGACGCUCGUCCCAGUUUUCAAACCCCGUACAGCUGUCUUCCUCAGAGCAAGAUGGUAUAGUACUCCUACAGAGGUUCCACUACCCAACAAAUCGAAGGUGUGGGCGUCUGCCGACGAGGCAGUUAAGGAUGUGAAGUCGGGAGAUGUCCUUUUGUGUGGUGGUUUUGGUUUGGCUGGUGUGCCAGACACUCUUCUUGCGGCUUUGGUUAAGCGCAAGGAGGUUACAAAGUUAACAGGUGUUUCCAAUAAUGCUGGCGCAGGCGACUCCGGACUCGGAAAGUUGUUCAACAGCAAGCAGAUUGACAAGGUCGUCGCAUCAUACCCUGGCGGAAACAAGGCCUUUGAGGCUCUAUACCUUAAGGGCGAGGUAUCUCUGGAGCUAUGUCCUCAAGGUACACUUGUCGAACGUCUUCGUGCCCAUGCCGCAGGUAUCCCAGCGUUCUACACCCCUACGGGAGCAUCAACAGCAGUAGAGGAAGGUUCCAUCCCAGUACGAUACAACGAAGGAGGAUUUGCCAAUGGAGUCAAGAUACCAGGUAUCAAGAAAGAGACACGAGAAUUUGGAGGUCGCAAGUAUGUCAUGGAACCAGCCAUCGCUGGCGAUGUCGCUUUUGUUCGUGCAUGGAAGGUCGAUGAAGUUGGCAAUUGUGUUUUCCGAUACGCUCAACAGAACUUUGGUACAGUCAUGGCAAAGAACGCAAAGCUCACGAUAGUGGAGGCAGACGAAAUUGUACCCACUGGUUCUCUUUCACCAAAUGCCAUCCAUGUUCCCGGUAUUUAUGUCGAUCGAGUUGUUCUGGCCACCGAGCCUAAACGGAUAGAGUUCACGACGGUCGCGCCAAGCCCAUCAUCUUCUGGUAAACAAUCUACUCUAACACCUGCUCAAGAAACUGCCCAGAAAAUGCGUCAUCGUACGGCAAAGCGUGCUGCCAAAGAGCUCAAGGAUGGAUUCUAUGUAAACCUUGGUAUUGGCAUGCCCACUCUCAUUCCUGGAUACCUCGAGCCUGGCGUGAGCGUUUGGCUGCAGAGCGAGAAUGGUAUCCUCGGCAUGGGGCCAUACCCUACGGAAGACAAGGUGGAUGCGGAUCUCAUCAAUGCGGGUAAAGAGACUGUAACCUUGCUGCCGGGCGCCUCGAUCUUUGACUCGAGUGAAUCAUUCGCUAUGAUUCGCGGUGGGCACGUCGAUGUUUCCAUUCUCGGCGCUAUGCAAGUAUCACAAGCAGGCGAUAUAGCCAACUUUAUGAUUCCCGGAAAACUGGUCAAAGGCAUUGGAGGCGCUAUGGACUUGGUGUCUAACCCUGACAAGACAAAGGUCAUAGUGACGAUGGAGCACUGUGCGAAGGACGGCAGUCCCAAAAUCUUAAAGGAAUGCACUCUUCCGCUCACGGGUGCUCGUACUGUUAGUCAAAUCAUCACGGAGUUGGCCGUUUUCGACGUCGACAGGAAGAACGGUCACCUCGAGCUUGUUGAACUCCAGGAAGGCGUAACGCUUGAUGAAGUCAAGGCAAAGACCGGCUGCGAUUUCAAGGUACGGAAAGAUCUGAGCAAGCUUUGAUUUGCUCUCAGGUUUCAUGGAUACUAUCAUGAAGGAAUGUUAAUACCUCUGUUCCUUGUGUAAAUUGUGUAUUAGGACAUGCGUGUAUUAUUCUUAUACCAUCCUGGUUGCACUUCACGUCGUUGACCAGGCAUUCUGGGGGCGUCUACAUAUCUCUACCCAGACUGCAGACGGUGCUCCCGCCUCUUUUCAACCUAUAAGGUGACAUACAACAACGACGGCACACUUGCACGGAACUCGAACAUGACAUCCCCCUGCAAUUGUCUAUUCUACAAGUACACUUGACUGUAUGCUGCAUGACACCCGAACUCUACCAGCGUGGCUGAUUUAACGAAGAGUAACCAAUUCUGCGUGCACCCGUCAGCACGUUAAAUGCAAGUAAAGUAAGAGAACUCGGUUACCUUCAGCAGAUGUCGGAUGGAUAGCAA